AUGGUGAUAAAUGACUUUAUCUAUCUUGAGAUAGAUAAAAGGUGUAAUGGAAAGUGUAAUUGUACCGAAAAGAUAGGUGAUUUUGACGCGAAAAGGGAGGAUGUUAUCUCAGAUGUCAUUGGCUUUAACAAAUAUAGUCACAAACUAAAGGAUGAACAAACAUUUACUCUAAAUAGAAGACUUGGUAAAAAUGAGCAACUAGAAAAUGAAGUUCAACAUGUUAAGAGUGUUGCUGUUUAUUACUGGGAUGGAGAUCCAGGAUACACAAAACCCCUUCUCCUGGAGGUAAAAACUGGCAGUAAUACGCAGUACUACUACAGAUAUGAAGAAGGAGAGAGUGAGGCACUUGGCAAUGCAACAAUUUGGAAAUACGUUCAAGGUGAUCACAAACUACAAGACAGACUUGAUGAUAGAAACUGUGGUAGAAAUGGAGCUGUUCCUCUAAAUCUACAGAAUCUCACGUCAGACAAAUGUUUUAUAAGUUCCAGUUGUCUAAAGAAGGAAAGAAAUAUCGCAGAAUCCAUCUAUCAAUCUCCAAAAGGUCCUCCCGGAGGUGAAUACACUGUUAAGGAGUACACUAUUAAUGGUGGAGCAAAAAUCUCCAGAGUUACACAUGGUAAACAAAAUGUUGAUGGUAUUGAUCUUACUAAGAAUGGGAUAUCCAAGGUUAGAGUAUACUCACAAGGAAAUGUAGGUAGUACAAAUCCUCCCCUAAUGCUUCAGUUUAUACCAAAGGGUGGAACAGAAGAAUCUAAGUGGUUCUAUAGCACAAACAGAGACGGUAAUAACUGGGAAAGUGUUGAUGAAGAAAAGUCGGAGGCCUUUUAUGAUACUGGACACCAGCCACAAGAGGCACUUACAACUGGACUUGAUGAUGUUAGGUGUUUUCGUGACAGUGAGGUUACUAUUAAUCUUACAAAGAGUAUAUCUGAAGGAGAUCAGCCAUACUGUUGUCAUUACCACGGUACUAGCGGUAUGGUCUCUGUUACUCCUGUCACAGUUUCUUGUACAAACCCUAGUCACAGAACAAGUCACCUUACAGCUUAUAAACAUUCCAUUUCUGGUGAUAGUUUGAAGCUUGCUGGUAUUAAGUUCUAUCUCAAUGGUGAUAAUGCUGGUAAUACUCCUAGGACGAGGAUAAUCUUAAACACACAAAGAUUUCCCAUAUCUAGUCCUGUUAGUAUUUAUGCCUUUUAUUGUACAGGGAAUGAUCCACUUCUCAUCUAUGUUGAUUCAUCCCAAGCUAAUGUUAAGGGAUGGUACAAGAAAGGUGACUAUGGCGGUCAAUCAUGGAUUAAACUUAAUACAGAACUCGGUGAUACUACACCUGAUAAUUUCAGUACUCUAAACUGUGGACAAUGGAAGGCACUCAGAGAAGUACUGACGGGUUUUGGCUGUGCUGACUUGAAAGAAUGUCCUCCUGACAACUCUUCUAUUUGGGUUAAACUCUUUGGAGGUGGCGGUGCCUCAGCCGUUGGCACAGGAGGUGCAGCCUAUGGUGGUUGGUAUGCCUGGGUCAAUUACUUUCUUGACCCUCUCGUACGCUUAAUAUAA
Molecule: messenger RNA, 1554 nt
Organism: Theileria equi strain WA
Lineage: Eukaryota; Apicomplexa; Aconoidasida; Piroplasmida; Theileriidae
Exons: 1
Coding region: 1-1554 (517 amino acids)
Source: RefSeq, a predicted model, not a curated record